Molecule: messenger RNA, 2016 nt
Organism: Uloborus diversus
Lineage: Eukaryota; Metazoa; Arthropoda; Arachnida; Araneae; Uloboridae
Product: scavenger receptor class B member 1-like
Exons: 2
Coding region: 25-1731 (568 amino acids)
Cellular component (GO): membrane; cytoplasm
Molecular function (GO): scavenger receptor activity
Source: RefSeq, a predicted model, not a curated record
AUUAGUGUUUCGUAUAAACGCAGGAUGGCGAAAUCGCAUUUUUCUAAACGAUGUGCAAAAAUUACCUUAUGGACUUCUGUAACUAUUUUAUUAGCAGCGUUAAUAAUAUUAAUAUUAUUUCCAACUAUAUACAAAAAGCAAUUAAAGCAUGAUACAACCCUCGUAAAAGGCAGUUUGAUGACAAAAAUAUGGGAAGAUAUUCCUUUACCAAUACAUGAAAGGCUUUAUUUCUUCAACAUCACCAAUGGAGAUGAUUUUGUGAAUCGUGGAGCUCCUUUGAACGUGACUCAAGUUGGACCAUACACUUACAAAUCAAGUUGGGUUAAGAAGGAUCCUGAGUGGCACAGCAAUGGCACAGUUUCUUAUCGUGAAGUAAGGACUUACCAAUUUGUUCCAGAAAAAUCAGUUGGCAGUCAAGAUGAUACUGUAAAUACUUUGAAUGGACCUAUGAUCAUCGCGGCGAACAUCGCAAAAACCUACAAUAUAUGGGAGAGAAUCCUACUUUCGAUAGGUAUGGGGGUUUUUAAGGAAACUAUCAUCACCUCAAAAAGCAUACGGCAGCUUGUGUAUGAUGGGUAUAAAGAUGAAAUAAUAAAAUACGCUCCAAUAAUUAAGCAAGACUUGCCUUUCAAGGAUGGAGUAUUUUCGUGGUUGUAUGGAAAGAAUGCAACUGAUGAUGGAUUGUUUACAGUGUUUACCGGAGAGGAAGAUUCAUCGCAAACUGGUUUAAUUAAUAAUUGGAAUGGAGAAGAAACUUUAAGCUAUUGGAAAGGAGAUUCGUGUAAUAUGGUCAAUGGCACAUCCAUAGAAGUUGGGCCUCCUUUAAGCAACGAUGACGCUGCUUAUACUUUUUUCCAAACCAUUUUCUGUAGAUCGUUGACUUUCGACUAUGUUAAAGAUGUUACACAUCACGAUGUGCUUUCAAGAAGGUUCCAACCCUCCUACAAAGUGUUUGCAAACGGAUCCGAGAAUCCGGAAAACUACUGCUAUGACUUGACACCCGGAAGACCUUCUGGAAUUCUUGACGUUAGCCCCUGCCAGUUUGGUGCACCGGUAUUUAUUUCAUUCCCACACUUUCAUAUGGCUGAUCCUUCUUAUCUAAAAUCAAUCGUUGGUCUCAAUCCAAAUGCUGAGGACCACGAUUCCCAUCUCGAUGUGGAAUAUGUCACUGGAAUUUCGGUAGACAUUUCAAUCAAGUUUCAAAUCAACAUAGAAGUUAGCAGAGUAAACGGGAUUACUCAAUUUGAUAAGGUUACAGAAGGAAUAUUCCCAAUUCUCUGGGCAGAUCUAGACCUUGCUAUAGAUGAGGAUUUAGCAAACUUUUUGCAAAAAUCCCUCAAAAAUCCAAAAAUUAUUACCUAUUCAGUACUUGGAGUAAUAAUAGGUUUGUGUGCUAUUGCUAUAAUAGUUUCAAUUAUCAUUUUGCGUAGUUCGAAAGAAGAAGACGAAGAGUUAAUAAUUGUUCGAGACGAUGAUAAAUCUCUUGCAUCAUCUAUUACUACAAAAAAUCAUAAGGUUUAUGGAACUUCUGAAAAUACAAAAAACGUCCAGUUUGCUAAUCCUCCAUCAGAUGUUUACAGUGAGGAACAAGAAGGAUUAAUCAACAACGCUGUAGAUACUUCAACUGAGGCCAGAUUUUCUGGAACGGAAAGUUCUAACGCUCGUGCAGCUCCAUCUAGUAAUGAUGCAGCUGUUUUGCACGUGGAUCAAGACCGACCAUCGUAUAUGUGAUUUUUAUUGUGAUAAAUUUCGUCUAAAAUUGGAUGUAAAUAUCAAAGCUGAAUGCUUGAUGACGAUGAGUGUUUAGAUGUAUAUUAUUAGAACUGAAAUAAAGGGUUGGAAAUCGAUUUCUACAAACGUUUAAAACACAUGAUCUUGAACGAGAAGUACUUGGAUAUAGUUCCUUUUUUUAGUUUUUACUUUAAAAAUAUUUUUAUUUAUUGCAUUGUAUUGUUUCUACUGUGUACUUUAUGAUAUUGUAUAAAAUGUGUCGGAGUUUUUAAAAUAAAAAUUGUG